Zerene cesonia (dogface butterfly) is the source of this 2106-nucleotide messenger RNA. RefSeq lists its product as uncharacterized. The transcript has 4 exons. The record is from RefSeq and is a predicted model, not a curated record. NCBI's taxonomy places the organism in Eukaryota, Metazoa, Arthropoda, Insecta, Lepidoptera, Pieridae. Gene Ontology annotation, molecular function: carbohydrate binding. Bases 208 to 777 code for a protein of 189 amino acids.
CACGCGUAGGAAUCUCAUGAGGAUUCGAAUGUCAAUGUCAAAUUCUAAAAUCCUGUUUCAAACAAGGUUACAACCAAAGAGCAGUAUGAUAAUACGGGUUAGAACUUAAGAGUUAAUUAUCAACAGAACGAAGCGAAAAGAAAUACCGCUUUAAAAUUAUGUGUGUUUUGCCAUAAAUAUAUAAUAAAUGUGCUAAUUUUAUGUUAAAUGUGGAUUAUGGGCACUAGCUACAGCAAUGAGACACGGGAUGAGGUUGUUUAUGGAACAACAAUCAACGGUCAAGCACUAGGAGACAUUAUGGCAAAUAGAGAAAAUGAGGUCAUUUUUAAUUUGCCUACAAAGUUGAAGCAUGACGAUGAAUUUGAAGUUAUUGGAUAUAUGACCUCCGACCGCAAAAAGUUAAUAGUAUCAUUAAUUACAGGAUCAUAUGAAAUAGACUAUAACAAUGUUGCCUGUGAAGUGGAAUUUAAUUUCACAGGAGAUGAAAUUGUUAAAAUAAGAUAUAUAAUAAAUGGUGAACCUCAUGAACAAACAGUUGAAAAUGUUUCAGGUUCAAAGUUAUUGAUUGAAUUUGUUACAGAAGAGUAUUUCAAACUCAAGUUCAAAAUAAAGAAUUCAUCAAUAAUAAUAACCAUCGGUGCAAGGAAAGAGGGUGAAGGCGAGCAAGGUGAAAUCUUUUUGGAACAUUUUGAAUCACGUCAUAAUAUUGAAGAUAUUAGAUUUUUAAGUCUGAGUCAUGAUAUACACAAAGUAAGUAAGUUAAAUUUCUCUUUUUGAUACUGAUACAUUAACAUAUUUAUAUAUUAUUAUAAGAGACAAAUAAUGAAUGUUGCCAUUAUUUAUGACAUUAAAGAUGCCUAUAGACCUCAUGUUUCUUAUUUAUGGGUAACACGUGUUUAGCAACAAAGUUGAGAUGACAAGUUGAGAAGUUGCUGGGAACAUAUUGUAGGCAACAUCGCAUAAUGAAGUUAAUACAUAACAUGUUGGUAAGAGCUUGUCUGUGGAGUGUCAACAACUGUUUAUCAACAACUUUUGAUUUUGAAGAGUGUGGAUGAGAGGACAACCAUUUAUAGCCAUGACAGUUGGUGCAGAACAAUGAUUGAUAUCAUCAUUUGAAUAAUUUUAGUAAUGCAGGCUGCUAUGUAGGCAAUGUAUAUUGAUUUUUCAAUGUUUCUAGCAACAUUCUCUGCACUCGUCAAGAAUAUUGUGUUACUGUUGCUCAACAAAUAUUUAAUAUGAGGCUUUACAAGUAUCUUAAUUUAAGAUGUGUGUUUAUUUGUGGGGUUUCUUAUACCCAUAUAUUACAAUGAUAUCUAAGUAUUAUUUUUUGUAGAAUUAAGCUUAAAUAGAAAUAUUGUAUAAGCAGAUACAAAAAUCCACGUUAUCGUUAUCGUUACGUAGUAUUUACAUGUUUGAAUAUCAAUAAUAUUAUGUAAAUUAGAAAUAUCAUUUAUGUUUUUAUAAUGAAGUACCUACUGGUAUUAUAAUUGUUAAACCCUGCAUUAAUAUGUCAAAGGAAUGAAUUAUAAAUAUAUCAUGAUAAUGUACCUAAGUGUAUCUUGUUAUAUGAAUCUGACUUGAGUUAUGGAGAGAGAAAUAAAAAUUAUUUCUUACAAAUAACCAUACUUUAAAUAUGUGUGACUGUUAAAUUUUAAUAAUUGUUUAAUAUACAUUAAUACUCGUGUCCUCAUGGCAGAAUUGCAUUUAAAGAUAGGAGCAUGUUGUCGUGUGCAUCUGGUCUGAGUUUUUAGAAUAAUCAUACUUCUAAGUACAUACUGAGUGAAUUGUAUUAUAGAGUAGAGCAAUGAUAUUGUUUCUGUUUCGUUGAAAAUUUAAUCUUUAUCAAUAGGCACAAAGACACAAAAAAGAUUUUCAUACCACUUAAACGUAACUUGCCUUUUUACAAUAUUUAUAACAUUAAACAACUCCCCAUUUUUGUGUUUCCUUUAAGGUGGUAUAUAUACAGUAUGGUAUAUAUAUAGAUGUUAAAAUGUAUUAUUUUCAAUUAAUCUUAUAAUUUAUAAUGUUAUAAUUUGAUUGUCAUGCCAAUUUCCCACCUUUGAAUUGUAUAGUGUAAUAAAGUAUAGAUAAAUAAGUUUUCUUUUA